Molecule: messenger RNA, 964 nt
Organism: Rana temporaria (common frog)
Lineage: Eukaryota; Metazoa; Chordata; Amphibia; Anura; Ranidae
Product: proline-rich antigen homolog
Exons: 2
Coding region: 108-818 (236 amino acids)
Cellular component (GO): membrane
Source: RefSeq, a predicted model, not a curated record
UUAGCAGACCUUGUGCUCCUCUUUCAUUUUUGCAUCCAAGAGGCACAGAGGACGCCGCAGAGAGAUUUGUGUGGGGGAAUACGAUCAUUCCGGGAGGGAGAAGGAUCAUGCAGAAUCCAAACUUCCAGGAGGGCUAUCCGGCUGAAAAGCAAGACCCCAGCAGUCCCCCCCCACCGUACUACCCUUCGGCUCCCGGGCUCCCAGAUACGGGACCAUACUACCCUCAGGCUCCUGGGCCCCCAGAUAUGGGACCAUACUACCCUCAGGCUCCUGGGCCUCCAUAUAUGGGACCAUACUACCCGUCGGCUCCUAGGCCCCCAGAUAUGGGACAAUACUACCCUUCGGCUCCUGGGCCCCCAGAUAUGGGACAAUACUACCCUUCGGCUCCUGGGCCCCCAGAUAUGGGACAAUACUACCCUUCGGCUCCUGGACCCCCAGCUCCGGGACCAUACUACCCUCCGGCUCCUGGGUCCUACCAACCGUACUACCCAACAGGACCCAUGCCUCCACCUCAACAGUCCCUCAUGGGCCAGCAGAGCACCAACGUGGUGGUGGUGAACCCUCAAUCGGUCAUGAUCCAGCCAAGACACAGCGACUACCUGUGCUGGUCCAUCUGCAACUUCCUGUGCUGCUGUUUUCCUCUGGGACUCGCUGCCAUUUGCUAUUCUUGCCAGACACGAAGUUAUGACGACAACAACAAUGCAGAGGCCGCCGCUUGCAGCUCCAAGACCGCCCUGGCCAUGAACAUCGCCGCUCUCGUUUUGGGAGUCGUUACGUACACUCUUAUUAUCACUGUGUUUUCUAAGGGGUAUCCUUAAACAAUACAAAACUUCAACCAGAGGGACCGCAUUUAUGUUGGAUCCUCAUCUGUCUAAUAGCGUUGGUUAUGAUCACAUGAUCGGCAUUGUUUGUUUUAUAUUGCUUCUGUUCCUUUUUUUCUUUUUAAUAAAUAUGUAUCUUGGUA